AUAAAUUAUGAAAUGAAAUUUUUUGUAUUGCUAGUUUACAUUUGCUUGGCUCUCAAGUGCGGGCACCCGAUAAACCUAAAAAAUUACUAUACUUCCACAACGCCUUUCUCUUCAGCCGAUCAUGAAAUUUCAUUUCCGGCUUGCGCAAAUUGUUCAAGUGAAAAGAACUUUCGUACCAACACUGAUUUUCAUUGCCACUUCGAAGAUGACUCGGCCAUUGAGGAAAAUUUUGGAAAAUGGACAAAUAGUUAUCCGGACUGCCUGCCAGACCACUUUAUUGCAACUCGGAAAAUAAAAGCGUAUUGCUGCUUUUGGUCACCGAAAUUGGGAUGCUCUGCGCUGAUCGGAAGGAAGUUCUACGAUAAGAAAAUAUAUAGCUGCAAGACUUGCAGACGAUUUUGCAGCGCAACUAAGCAAACCUAUGUCGAUGAUUCGGAUGGAAGUGAUAAGGUCUCGGAAUCCUACGGAUUCUCAGUUUUAUUGGCCUUUCUGCUACUCAGCAUAUACUAGGAUAAUCUAUAAUUGCACAGUAGAAUGGGAUGGCCAUUUUUAUAUAAUUUAUAUUUUUGGACCCAUCAAAUUAACCAUAACAAACAGCAAAUAAAAGGGUAUCUUUUUAAUUC
Molecule: messenger RNA, 623 nt
Organism: Drosophila melanogaster (fruit fly)
Lineage: Eukaryota; Metazoa; Arthropoda; Insecta; Diptera; Drosophilidae
Exons: 3
Coding region: 13-510 (165 amino acids)
Source: RefSeq, marked reviewed